UUACACUAUUCGCACCAGACACAGACUCUCCUGUUUGCUUUCUCUUCUUUCUUUCAUCUUCUUCCUCCUCUCUUCUCCUCUGUUGUAUCCCUUCUCCAUGACAUGAGACCUCCCCAAUAAAACCCUAAUCUCCGUCGUCCUCUCGCUCUUCCUCGCUCCUCAGGGAAAGAGGAAUUGAAAACUACUGGAGGGAACUUAGAGCAAGGAUAUAUGUCCUUCAAUCAAUCAAGGUCCGACAAGAACGAUUCAUCGCAGUACCGUAAAUCUGGGCGAUCCGCGAGCUUCCAUCACCCGCGGGGCUCCUCAGGCGGUUACGGUAAGGGCGGUGCCCCCGCCCCUUCUCCUUCUCCCUCCUCCUCCUCAUCCUCCGCCGCCAACCGAAGCUUCAAGAAGCCUGGUAAUGCGCAAGGUGCGCAACCUCGGGUGAGCUUCCCACCUGCAAAUCAUCAUCCAGAGUCCAGUAAUGCUCCUUCUGCUCCGCCCAACAGUGUGCACAACGGGGCCACUGCGCAGACGCAAGCACGUGGAUCAUCAAAUGCACCGGCUACAGGCACAACCUCAAAACCUGCUGAAACGACUCCAGCCCCACCUAGAGGCAUUCAAACUCUUCCGAAGGCUCCAACUUCUCGGCCUACCUCCAUGAGUUCAGACACUACAGCUCCUACAACCCCGGUAAAAGCUCCAGGAGAUCAAUCCAAAGGAUUUGCUUUCCAAUUUGGUUCUAUAAGCCCUGGUUUUGUGAAUGGGAUGCAGGUUCCUCCAAGAACUAGCUCUGCUCCUCCAAAGAUUGAUGAACAAAAACGAGAUCAGGCACGCAAUGAUGCCGUCAAAGCUGUUCCUUCUGUACCUAUUCCUCCUUCCAGGCAACAGUUACCCCGGAAGGAUUUGGGUUCUGCAAACCAUUCGAGCACUGCUGACGUUCAUUCAACCCCCAAAACUAAAACACAGGCCCAGCCUGUUAAUCCUGCUACUCAGGCACAUAAGUCCCAAGUUCAUCAAGUUCCUAGGAUGUCCAUGCCAAUGACAUAUCACCAGCCACAAGUCCCUGUGAAGUUCAGCACCCCCAAUCCACAAAUUCAAUCACAAGGCAUUCCACCUGCGUCAAUUCCACUGCAGAUGCAAAUUCCUAUGCCACUGCCAGUGGCAAAUGCCCCUCCCCAAGUUCAGCAGCAGAUGUUUGUCCCAGGUCUUCAACCCCAUCAAUUGCCACCUCAGGGGACACUCCAUCAGAGCCAGGGUUUGAGUUUUUCUCAACUGUCUCCUCAGUUAGGAAAUUUAGGAAUGGGGAUUGGACAGUAUACCCAGCAGCAAGGAGGACAGUUUAGUGGUCCUCGCAAGACCUCAGUGAAGAUAACUCAUCCAGACACGCAUCAGGAGGUGAGGCUUGACAAGCCUUCAGAUGCUUUUUCAGAUGGAGGGCCAUCAGGCAGAUCGCAUCCUAAUGUGCCGCCUCACUCUCAACCCAUAGUAUCAUAUCCACCUGGCCAUCAAUUUAAUUAUUACCCUAAUUACAAUCCGAGCACUUUGUUCUUCCCUGGCUCUGGUUCUCUACCUGUAUCGGGUGCUCAAAUAAAUCCAGUUUCUCAGGCGCCGAGAUUUAAUUAUGCUGUAAAUCAGGGUCCUCAAAACGUUUCAUUCAUGAAUCCCCAGGCUAAUAACCUGUUGAAUUCUGCUAGGACUGCUGUCUCAAAGCAGGGAACUGUUGAGCAGUCCCGCCAAGAGCAUGCACAAAAUUCACGUGAUGGAACCAGUUCUACUUCCUCUGUGGCACGGGAGGCGGUAAAACAAGCAGAUGGUUCUAUUAAUUGGAAUGCUGCUGGUGUGUCUUCAUUACGCAACUCAACUGCUGCUGUAAAGAUUGAACCGCCUAAAGUUUCAGGGCCAUCUGGUGAAUCCUCCGCCAAGGAAUCUGAGGUUGGCCCUGGAUCUUCACCAAAGCCGGGAACUGUUAGAGAACCAUCAUUUGAUUCACUGUCUGUGAUGACCAAAAGUAACUCAGCUGGGGUUUCUGCCGUUUCUCGUGGGAGUGCAGAAACCAGCACUUCCUCUACUGAUUGCCUUCCCCAUGAGGUUUCUGCACCGGCUCAGGUUCCUGCACCGGCUGAGAAUAAUGCUGAAGCUGGAAGAAGGGAGAAUUAUGGUAGAUCAAAUUCCAUGAAGGACCUUGCCAAGAAGCAGAGCAAGGCAGAUGAUGUACCACAGCCUCGGGUGGAGGAGCAAGCUCCCAUUAUAUCAAGCUUGCUUUCACAUGCCACAGUACCAAGUGAUAUUGUUAAUGAUGAAGCGGGAGCUCAAGAAGAUAGCCGUUCAGAGACUACUGGUGGUACAUUGGAGUCUAGAAGUGAUUCCAGAACAGGUGCUGAUGCUACUAGUAGUACUGAAUCGAGGAUUGAUAGCAUGGAAAAUGGUAGCGGCUCCUCGGCAUCUGAAAUUUCUAAUGCUGCAAUAACUGUUAAAGCUGCUGACCCUGGUUCCCAACGAGAUGAUGGUUUAGAUGGCAAGACUACUAAAGAAGAAGAUGAAAGAAGUAUAGAGCAUGUUGAUGGAGCCAAAGGUUCCUCUGGCAAUUCUGGAUAUGAUUCAGAAUCGUCUCUGGUAAAAUCUUCUGAAGUAAAAGAGCGGGAACAGGAAUCCAUCAGUAAGGUAGAAACUAGUGUUGAGAGCAGUUCAGAGGUUGUGAAUAGAAAAAGUGAUCUGGAUGAAGAAGUGACUGGAAAAGUUGAUUCGGAGAUUUCUACUUCCACUACUGAGGAUGGUACUGCUACAGAAUCUGUUCCAUGCACAGUCGUUCUAUCUGCAGGUUCUCUCAGCAAUGAUGUUUCUAGUUUAUGUGCACCUGAAAGUGGGGAUGGGAGCACUGUCAAUGAAGAGGUGACUGGUUCUAUUGAUAUUUCCGCUCCAGAACCUCAGGAAAAAGCUAGAACAAACGAUGAUGUUAGGGAAAAAUCUGCUGGUAAGGGAGGAUCCUUGCAGAUUUCAAGUUCCAAUGAUAAGCCAGUUCCAGAGCUGAAUAGGUCUAAGAGUACAACAGCUAAGGGAAAGAAGAAGAAAAAAGAGUUACUUCGGAAGGCUGAUGCUGCUGGUUCUACUUUAGAUCUUUAUAUGGCUUACAAGGGUCCUGAGGAAAAGAAAGAGACGAUGAUGUCCUCAGGAAGUGCAGAAAUUGCUUUGCCAAGUACUGAUUUAAAGUCUGAACUUGCCGAUGCUUGUCAAGCAGAAGCUGUGGUAAGUGAAGACGGAGAUGAAAGUAAAGCUGAGCCAGAUGAUUGGGAAGAUGCUGCAGACAUCUCCACUCCAAAAUUGGAAUCCACCGCUAAUGGGAAACCUGUCGACAAUCAAGAAGGUGAUGGCUGUACAGCCAAGAAGUAUUCUAGAGAUUUCCUCCUGAAAUUUGCGGACCAAUACACUUCCCUUCCCGAGGCUUUUGAGGUCACUUCUGAUAUAGCAGAGGUCUUUACUUAUGGUGUGACCAUAUCACGCUCUGUUGGACGCGACCACCACCCAAGUCCUGGGAGACCAAGCAAUGGUCCUCGGCUGGAUCGUCGUGGAAGUAAUGUGCGUGAUGAUGAUAGAUGGACUAAAGUUCCAGGGCCUUUUGCUGGGCAUGACCUGCGUCUUGACGUUGGGUUUAGUGGCAAUGCAGGUUUCCGAUCUGGGCAAGGAGCUAAUUAUGGUGUUCUGAGGAACCCCCGUGCCCAAAGCCCCAUUCAAUAUCCUAUACUACCUGGGCCGAUGCAGCCACCGGUAUCUCAGGGAGGGAUGCAAAGAACUGGCUCUGAUGCUGACAGGUGGCAGCGUGCUACUAGUUUCCAGCAGAAGGGCUUAAUUCCUUCUCCUCAGACUCCAUUGCAGAUGAUGCACAAGGCGGAGAAGAAAUAUGAGGUGGGUAAAGUCACGGACGAGGAGCAAGCCAAGCAAAGGCAGUUGAAAGCAAUUUUGAACAAGUUGACUCCUCAGAACUUUGAGAAGCUGUUCGGGAAAGUCCUAGCGGUCCAAAUUGACAAUGCUGUCACGCUGACAGGCCUUAUGUCACAGAUAUUCGACAAGGCAUUAAUGGAGCCUACAUUCUGUGAAAUGUAUGCAGACUUGUGUUUUCAUCUGUCUCAAGACUUGCCUGAUUUCAAUGAGGGCGAUGAGAAGACAACUUUCAAGAGAUUGCUCCUGAAUAAGUGCCAGGAAGAAUUUGAAAGAGGUGAGAGGGAGCAAGAGGAAGCAAAUAAAAUCGAGGAGGAAGGUGAAGUUAAACAGACUGAGGAAGAAAGAGAGGAGAAGCGGAUUAAGGCACGAAGAAGAAUGUUGGGAAACAUCAGAUUGAUUGGGGAGCUGUUCAAGAAAAAAAUGCUGACAGAGAGGAUCAUGCACGAGUGCGUGAAAAAGCUUUUGGGUCAGUAUCAGACACAGAUUCCUGAUGAGGAAGACCUCGAGGCUUUGUGCAAGUUAAUGAGUACAAUUGGAGAGAUGAUUGACCAACCCAAAGCAAAGAGUUAUAUGGAUGCGUAUUUCGAUAAAAUGACAGUGUUAUCGAAGAACAUGACUCUUUCUUCAAGAGUUAGGUUCAUGUUGAAAGAUGCAAUAGACUUGAGAAAGAACAAAUGGCAGCAGAGAAGGAAAGUUGAGGGACCCAAGAAGAUUGAGGAAGUACACAGAGAUGCAGCUCAAGAACGACAUGCGCAGGCUGGUAGGGUUGCCCGUUCCCCUGGGAUCAGUACCUCGGGAAGAAGGGGCCAGCAGAUGGAAUUUGCUCCUAGAGGCAAUCCGUUAUCUUCUCCUAACGUACGGAUGGGUAGUUUCCGUGGCUUGCAGUCGACUCGUGGUUAUGGAGCUCAGGAUGCUCGUUUUGAGGAGAGACAGGCUCAUGAGCCAAGACCGUUGUCUGUUCCCUUGUCUCAAAGGUCCAUGGGUGAUGAUGCAAUUACCUUGGGACCUCAGGGUGGGCUCGGAAGGGGAUUGUCGGUCAGAGGCCAAUCAUCUCUACUAGGAACUUCAUCAUCUGAUGUCUCUUCUGGUGCAAUAGAUUCUCGCAGAACCCCCGUUGGCUUGAAUGGUUUCAGUUCCAUAGAUAGGACAAACAGCUACAGUUCGAGGGAGGAUUCUAUGAUGAGAUCCGGUACAGAUCGGUACACAGGGCCUGCAUUGACAGAUCAGUUGAGUGUGCAAGGUGGCAGGAAUGUUAGAAGUCCACGUUAUGGUUCUGAUAGGCCUUCUACAGCUCCUUUGUCCUCCAGAGGGAAUGGCCCAGCUCUUACUCAGAGUGCCCCUGCAGAGAAAGUGAGGCCUGAAGAGAAGCUCCGAGAUAUGUCCAUUGCGGCUAUUAGAGAGUAUUACAGCGCCAAGGACGAGAAAGAAGUUGCUCUAUGCAUCCAGGAUCUGAACUCCCCAAGCUUCUAUCCAUCCAUGGUCUCUCUCUGGGUUGCGGACUCUUUCGAGCGGAAGGACUUGGAAAGGGAUCUUUUAACGAAGCUCCUCAUCAACCUGUCCAAGCCUCAAGAUAGAAUCUUAAGCCAUGGCCAGCUAAUCGAAGGGUUCGAGUCGGUCCUGACCACCCUGGAAGAUGCAGUAAAUGAUGCACCGAAAGCAACAGAAUUCCUCGGGCGAAUUUUCGGCAAGUUAAUAGCAGAGAAUGUGGUCUCAUUGAGCGAAAUCGGGCGGAUACUGUAUGAAGGUGGAGGGGAGCAGAGCCAGCUGUUAGAGGCCGGGCUCGCGGCAGACGUCCUCGGAAGCACACUGGAGGUGAUCCAGUCCGAGAAAGGAGAGGUGGCCUUGAACGGGAUCCGGAGAAGCUCCAAUUUGCGGUUGGAAGAUUUCCGGCCCCCGGGCUCCAUCAGGUCAAGGAAGUUGGAGAAAUUCAUCUGAACCCAACCUCAUUGGUUUUAAUCUAUAAAUGAAGAUGAUUAUGUUGUUACUGGUGGGUUGGGUCAUUCAGAGCUUCUAGGUUCACUGGUCAUAAAAUACUGGGCCUUUUGCCCGCCCGUGCAGUGCGCGGAUUUUUGCGUAGAUAUAUCAUUUUUCGUUCUUUUAACCUGUUUUCACAUUAAUGUAGGGAUUUUUCUUAUGAAGGAUAAUAUCUAUAUAUUAUGAUUGUGAUACUUGGUUUGAAGAAUACAUAUACCAGAAUUUUAGCCCA
Messenger RNA from Punica granatum (pomegranate), 6124 nucleotides. The record is from RefSeq and is a predicted model, not a curated record. Lineage: Eukaryota; Viridiplantae; Streptophyta; Magnoliopsida; Myrtales; Lythraceae.